AUGUGCCUCCCACCCCUCUCCGACUCCCUCUCCCUCCCCAAGCUCCUCAAUCUAAACCUCGACUCUUCCUCCUCCCGAUCCUCCUCUCCCUCACCACCACCACGAUUCCACGAUCGCCAUCAUCACCACCAUAGUAGCCACCACCACCACUUCCGCAGACGACGAAGAUCCAACAGCUCAUGCAGCACCUGCAGCGACACCACCAGCUCCAGCUCCACUACGACCUCCAUCUCCAUCCGCCCCCCACCGCGAAGCUACCACCCCCCUCAACCGUCUCGCAAGCCUCCGCCUCCACCUGCUCUUCAAGAGCGGGAGCGAAAUUCCUACCGAGCAAGUCGGAGUAAGGUUCGAGAUGUUGAGGAGACGUUCAUCCCGCUGCCGCCAGCGAGGCCUGUCAGGAUUGCGAGGCCGUGGCCGCGGCCGAGAUUACCGCCUCCGCCUCCGCCGGUGGUGAUUGAUGUCAGGGAGAGAGAGAGGGAGUUCUGUCGGUUGCCGGAUGUGGAGGCGGAGGAGGUGGAGUGUGUGGGGGUUUUUGAGCCUGAGGAGGAGCGGGAGAGGGUGGAGGAGUGGGUGGUUAUGAGGGAGAGAGGGGGGUGGAGGAGACCUAGUGGUGGUGGUAUUGUUAGUAGGGAACGGGGGAGGUGGAAGGAGGUAGUUGAGGAUGAGGAAGUGGAUGAGGAGGUGGAUAGAGGGGAGGAGGAUAGUAGGAGGAAGGUCAGGGUUGAGUAUAUUCGGGCUCGAUAG
Aspergillus luchuensis is the source of this 744-nucleotide messenger RNA. RefSeq lists its product as uncharacterized. Bases 1 to 744 code for a protein of 247 amino acids. Lineage: Eukaryota; Fungi; Ascomycota; Eurotiomycetes; Eurotiales; Aspergillaceae. The transcript has a single exon. The record is from RefSeq and is a predicted model, not a curated record.